GGGGGCGCGGGCACGAGCGCAGGUGCCAGGAGGAGCCGGGCGGCCCGGAGGCAGUUACACCGCGCCGCGGAUCCGGCUGCUGGGGCCCCGGGAUGCCGCGGCUCCUCUGCCUGUGUCUGCUGUGGCUGGGGCUCCCGUUAGUUCGGUUCUCCCGUGAGCAGAGCGACAUCAGCAGAGCUAGGAGGCUGUGCGGCAGGCACCUCAUGAAGGAAAUAAUAAAACUCUGUGGCAAUGUCAGCUGGCACUUCUUGAAGGAGGAAACCCCCAAGAUCCAGCUGUUUCCCCAGGCCAACGAGAAGAUUGAGACCUUCAUUCCCGACCGGUUGGAAAGCUCCCAAACCACUUUCCCAGCCUGGGCGAGAGGCACAAACCCAGUUUCUACUUCUGCCUCUGAGGAAGAAGCAAUAAACAGUUUGGAGAUGUCGUCACUGCCUAAGUACAGAUAUAAAAGGGCCAACUUGCCACCAGAUAAGACAAGAGAAUUGUCCUCAUCACAAGAUAUCAAUCAAUAUAUUCAUGAGAUCUUAGAAUUUCAGAAGAUGAACAGAAACAAAAUUAAAACCUUAAGCAGUGUGUUUUGGGGGAAACAUCCCCAAAGAAAGCGCAGGGGAUACUCAGAAAAGUGUUGUCUUAAAGGAUGCACCAAAGAAGAACUCAGCAUUGCAUGCUUUCCAUAUAUUGAUUAUAAAAACUUACAGAAACAUGCACCAUCAGUUGUGACUGAAAUAUACUAACCAUCAUAGGAAUGAUACUAACUUAAUAAAAGCUUAAUAUAUUUAUUUUACUUUA
Molecule: messenger RNA, 789 nt
Organism: Panthera uncia (snow leopard)
Lineage: Eukaryota; Metazoa; Chordata; Mammalia; Carnivora; Felidae
Gene: INSL6
Product: insulin like 6
Exons: 2
Coding region: 93-734 (213 amino acids)
Cellular component (GO): extracellular region
Molecular function (GO): hormone activity
Source: RefSeq, a predicted model, not a curated record